Podarcis lilfordi (Lilford's wall lizard) is the source of this 9062-nucleotide messenger RNA. The record is from the annotation of a GenBank genome assembly. NCBI's taxonomy places the organism in Eukaryota, Metazoa, Chordata, Lepidosauria, Squamata, Lacertidae.
UCUCUGAAGCCCUACUUGAAAGAGUCCUUGUUGCAGAAGAGCUGAGCUGGGCGCUUUUCUCCUCUUAGCCUCCUCGCCAUUUCCAUAGGCACAUUCCUCGCCGCCUCUCCAUCAUCAUCUCCUCCUCUCUCUUUCCCUCUUGUGACAUUUAUCAAGAUGAACAAGUACCUUCUCCUGGGAUUUUCCGUUCUGAUCUUCUGCUCAGUUGGUAAGUGCCAGCUUUUACAAGAAAGGAGGGCCGUGUGUGUGUGUGUGUGUGUGUGUGUGUGUGUUUCCUGGACACAUUUGUGCAAAUAAUGGUGAACAGAAAGGGAUUGUGUAAAAAAAAAGAUAGAGAGGAAGAUUAGAUAGAUAGAUAUAGAUAGAUAGAUAGAUAGAUAGAUAGAUAGAUAGAUAGAUAGAUAGAUAGAUAGAUAGAUGAUAGAUAGAUAGAUAGAUAGAUAGAUGAUAGAUAGAUAGAUAGAUAGAUAGAUAGAUAGAUAGAUGAUAGAUGAUAGAUAGAUAGAUAGAUAGAUAGAUAGAUAGAUAGAUAGAUAGACAGAUGAUAGACAGAUGAUAGAUAGAUGAUAGAUAGAUGAUAGAUAGAUAGAUGUCAGACUACAGUGGUACCUCGGGUUAAGUACUUAAUUCGUUCCGGAGGUCUGUACUUAACCUGAAACUGUUCUUAACCUGAAGCACCACUUUAGCCAAUGGAGCCUCCUGCUGCCGCCGCACCGCCGGAGCACGAUUUCUGUUCUUAUUCUGAAGCAAAGUUCUUAACCUGAAGCACUAUUUCUGGGUUAGCGGAGUCUGUAACCUGAAGCGUAUGUAACCUGAAGCGUAUGUAACCCAAGGUACCACUGUAGUCAAUUAAGUUUUAAGAAAAGAGGGAGAAUGGGUGGCAUUCUAUCUUCCCUCAUUUUGUCUACACUCCAGGAGUUCACCUGCAGAGAAGAAUCUGUCUGUAGCUGGCUCAGGUUUGCCAUUCUGGUCCAUGUGGUGUUGGUGGUUCAGCAGCACAAGUUCUGCCAGUUAUAGUGUGUGCAGGGGUUAGGGAAAGGAGAGAAGGUCAUCUCAGAGAGCAUUUAAAUGCAAAACUACUUAAUUUGCACCUUCCGAAACAAUUUACUUGUGUGAAUUUUGCAAUACAGUCCUCCAAGCAAGUAAUGUAUACAACAAUUUGUGCAUUAGGGUAAUGUGUGCACAACCUGCGUCUAUUUGUGCAAAUAACACAGAGAAACACAUUGUAUGAGCGGGAGAGACCUGCGGGAAUGUUUUUGUGAGGACGCCUAAAAAAUGCUAAAGUGGAAAUGUGUUUAGCUGAAUCUAAUUAAAAAGAUGAAAUGCUGACAGAAACUGAAAUCAACCGAUUCACCUUUUACUAGCGGGAGUACAUACGGGUGGAUCCAAGCAAAUAAUAUUCAGAGGAGACCCUCGAUUAGAUGUAAGUUAGUUAUGUCCAUUAAUUUCAAUGUGUCUACUCUGGGUAAGACUAACACUGGCUGCCUCCCUUAAAAAAAAAAAAGCAAAUCUAAAGGAUUGUGAAUGGAAAGGUGAGCCAGGCAUUAACUUGUGUUCAUGUUAAGUUUGAAAUUUUGAAUAAGGAUAUUUUUUCGCCCCCUUGUGAGUGUUGCUGGAGGUUUAUAGUUUUCUGUUUACGACAGGUCUAGUGGAGGCUCUCUUGAGUCAAGCAAGCCAGCAAGUAAACAAAAACUGUUACUACUUAAUGAGUUUUGAUAAGGCAAUCAUCUUAAUGAUUAUUCUGCAUUGUUUUUAAUAGUGUUUUGUUAUUUAUUGUGUGUGUAUAUAUACAUGAGCGCACGCACAUAGAGAGAGAGCUGUAGAAGGCCAUUAUAUUUUAUGAGAAGUGACAUAUACAGUGGUACCUCUGGUUACGAACCUAAUUCGUUCCGGAGGUCCGUUCUUAACCUGAAACUGUUCUUAACCUGAGGUACCACUUUAGCUAAUGGGGCCUCCCGCUGCCGCCACGCGAUUUCUGUUCUCAUCCUGAGGUAAAGUUCUUAACCUGAGGUACUAUUUCUGGGUUGGCGGAGUCUGUAACCUGAAGCGUCUGUAACCUGAAGUGUCUGUAACCCGAGGUACCACUGUAGUUACUUUUAACGAAUCAAGCAAUGUUCCAGAGACAACCUCCCCCUUCAUAUUCCCUUCCCUGAUUUUAACACCUUUGUGAAAUGUCUCAUGGACCCCAUUUUUAAAGGACUGCCUGGGCUUCUUGAGAGAGGAACAGGACUCCAUACAGGCGUGCCUAAGGCGUCGCUCGUCCUCAACAUAUCCAGGCACCACUAACAAUCUCGGAAAUCUCUCCAAGCUGCUUACAUCUCCACACAUUCCAUUACUCUUCGUCCCUUUCUGCCAUCUUUCCAUCUAUUUCUGAGCUCAGCACAUCCAGCCCACAAUGGAGGAGCUAGGAUUUUCACAGCGUUCACAUUUCAGCUCCAGGUACAACAGUUAUCGCCCUUCAUCUCAACAUUAACCCACCCAUCUGCCAUAUUCCAUAAUGGAAAAUAAAUGCACUAACCAUAAUAUCCAGUGCUGCUUGCUGGAGAAAUCUGUUUGGGUGUGGAAUCUUCAUUGCUUUGGAGCUUUGAAGAAUUCAGAAAACAAUCCAUUUAACCACAGGUGCAUCAUUCAUUUAGGAAAGGGGAGUGUUGGUAAUUGUGCUAGGGAGGGGUGAAUGACUCAGCCACUGAAAAACAGAGCCUUAUAAAAAGGUCUCUCACGAGUGCCUUGCCCUCUGUAAAAGAAGGAAGCCCAGUCUGGAGAAGAAAAGAAGAUGAGGAGCAUGAAAGCCAAUCAAAAUUCCUGGCAUCUCGAAACUAUGGCUGCAGCCAUACCUCAAACUGCCCACUAUGGUCCUCAAAAACUUUUCCCAGAAGGACUGAAAAAGUUCCUCCACCCCUGUUCCAAACUGCUUCCAUAAAACAUAGGCUGCAUCCAUACCAUACGUUAAAGACACUCGACUUUCCCCUGGAAACCGUGGUUUGCUAAGGAUGCUGGGGAUUGUAGUUCUGUGAGGGGUAAACUGUGGUUUGCAGGAUCCUUUGGAGGAAGCCACUUUAAAAGUGCUUUCAGUGUAUUACAUGGAUGCGAUCAAAGAACUAUUGAGCUGGGUACAGUGGUACCUCGGGUUAAGAACUUAAUUUGUUCUGGAGGUCUGUUCUUAACCUGAAACUGUUCUUAACCUGAGGUACCACUUUAGCUAAUGGGGCCUCCUGCUGCUGUCAUGCAAUUUCUGUUCUCAUCCUGAGGCAAAGUUCUUAACCUGAGGUACUAUUUCUGGGUUAGCGGAGUCUGUUACCUGAAGAGCCUGUAACCCAAGAUACCACUGUAUUUAGAAUGAAAGAAGAUACUAGUUGUAAUAACACUUCACCACGGAAUAAUCUGCCUAAAACAGUCUAUUUAGCCCCUUCCACCCCUGCACAGAAAUGAUGCAGUCCCUAUUGGGUAGUGCCUAUGAUAACAUGCAUCCUCUUUUUUUUAAUUGACUUGUAAUUUUAAAAGGUUAUGUUAACCAUUUGACAAAAGAUCUACAAUAUUGUGGAAUAAAGGGCAGGAGAGGAGUAUGUUUAGUUAGACACUGUUCUGCACAUCAGACUUUAUUUUUAAAAACCCAAGAUUACUUCUCCUUUUCAGUAAUCAGAAUAUUGCAAGUUACAGGUAGGUAGCCGUGUUGGUCUGCCGUAGUCGAAACAAAAUAAAAAUAUUCCUUCCAGUAGCACCUUAGAGACAAACUAAAUUUGUUAUUGCUCAUACCAACAACAAACUUACUUGGUCUCUAAGGUGCUACUGGAAGGAUUUUUUUUUAUUUUGUUUCAAAAUACUGCAGUUCAGUGAGUGAAAUUACCCAUAUCAGGAACUGGUCACGGAUCUGGUCUGCUCAACUCCAUUUUAUGUAUCUUCACGAGUGUCAAUGUGGUGCCCUCUAGUUGUCGUAUCUAAAAUUCAUAUCGGCUCCAGCAUGACCAAUGGGCACGGAUUAUGGGAGUUCUAGUCCAACAACAGCAAUUAUUAUUAUUAUUAUUAUUAUUAUUAUUAUUAUUAUUUAUUAUUUGUACCCCGCCCAUCUGGCUGGGUUUCCCCAGCCACUCCCAGCUAGAGGGAAUCCCCUUUUUCCAGAACAUAACACAGUGGUACCUUGGGUUACAGAUGCUUCAGGUUGCAGACACUUCAGGUUACAACUCCACUAAUCCAGAAAUAAUACCUCAGGUUAAGAACUUUACCUCAGGAUGAGAACAGAAAUUGCAUGCUGGUGGUGCAGCAGCAGCGGGAGGCCCCAUUAGCUGAAGUGGUACCUCAGUUUCAGAUUAAAAACGGACCUCCGGAACGAAUUAAGUUCUUAACCUGAGGUACCACUGUACCUACAAGGUAUUGACCCAGGAUGGAUUACUAUAGGCAUGCUGCUGAUUGAUAGAUGAGGACUUUUUGUGGAUUGGGCGUACUUGCCUAUCGGUUCCCUAUUUCACGUCUCACUGCAUGACGUGAAUGUUUGACAGGCUUCUGGUACAUGUAACUGCGACGGGAAGCAUCCACGCUCCAAGCUGGGCAGGGAAAGGAAGCCUUCUGCUUUAGGAACAGAAGAACUGGAUAAGGCCCAAAGCCCAUCUAGCCUAGCAUCCUUCUCUCACGAUCUCCAACCAGAUGACCGUGGAAAGUCUUGCAAGCAACAGCACACACCUCACUUGCGAUUCCCAGCCACUGGCAUUUUGAAGCAUAGUGCCUCUCACACUAUGAAGGGGGCGGUUGCUGCUGCUUUUAAUUAAUCUUCUGUUGGGAAAGAGAGCACAAUGUUUCCACAGGACCUGCUUCAAAGCUGGAGAGAGUCGCUUGAGCAAAUUAGCAAAAUGCCUCUCGCCAGAGUGUUCUUGUCCCAGUUCCAGCUUGAUGCUAUUUCUACCAUGUGUGUUAAUCCCAGCAAUGAUUCAUGUGCUAUCCUAGAGCAUUCUCAGUGGUGUUAAUUAAACUCUCUCACAAACGUGUGACUAUUCUUUUGGGACGUCCUGGUCUACCUCUCUCUUUUCAAACUUUAUUAUUCUUAUUGUUUAGGGAGGGGCCAGUCUCAGCGUUUAACUUUUUUAUUUAUGUUGGGCUCUUAGCAUUUUGCCUUUGACUUGUCUUAGGUUGACAGAAAAUAAUAGAAAUAUUAAGAAAAUCAACUUUGCGUUUAGUUUCUUAAAUAUUUUGUAUUGAUUUUUAAAUUUCAGGUAACUUUUAUUUUAAUCAAAAGAUAUACACACACACACACAAAGAGAUACUAAAACAAACUGCAGAACACUUGUAAAUGAAGUUGUUUGUUUACAAGAUUUAUAACCCACCCAACUUUCCAAGUUGCUCAAAGCUAUAUAGCCAUUACUCCCAACCCUCCUUAUGCUCAUAGAGAUCAUAGAAUUGUAGAGUUGGAAGGGACCUUGAGGCUCAUCUAGUCCAGCCUUUCUCAACCUGUGGGUCCCCAGAUGUUGUUGAACUACAACUCCCAUCACCCCUAGCUGGCAAGGCCCGAGCUCAGGGAUGAUGGGAGUUGUAGUCCAACAACAUCUGGGGACCCACAGGUGGAGAACCACUGAUUCUAGUCCAACCCCCUGCAGUGCAGGAAUAUGUAGCUGUCCUUUGCUGCUAGGAGGGUGAACAAGUUUCAAAGUCCCACUCAAAGAUUCAGGAAUGAAUUGCAGGGGUAGGAAAAAGUAUGAGGGUUAUCCAGCUACAUCAUACUCAAGAGCAGACCCACCUAAACGAAUGAACAUGAAUUACUUAGGUGCAUGGAUUUUAACGGAUCUGCCCUGAAUAUGAACGGUGUUAAAAUAUCACCCAGUGCAUUUUAAGAGUUCAUUGUGGCUGCUUUUAAAAAUAUACCUCGCUAUAAUCACAGCUGUGUUACCAACACAAGGCAAACAGGCAUCCUUUUGCAGUGAAGAUUUAUGAGCUUCCUGCGGUUUCCUCCCCUAAAACCGAAACCAUGGCACGUCUAUCUCUUCUUUUUUCAGCACAAGGUCUGAUGUGCAAAGUUUGUAAAUUCAAAGUCGGCGACCUCUGCUUCGAUUCCGAUGAACCCUGCAAAGCCGAUGAGGGCCAGUACUGCGAAACAACCAAAGUGUAUACAGGUGAGACUGGGAAAGAGAGAUUCCUCUGGUGUUUGAGCAUACAAUACAUAGAAUUGUGGUUAGAAGGGAACCCCAAAGGUCAUCUAAUCCAACCCCCUGCAACGCAGCCACCCCAGCUAAUCCCAGCCUCCCAUCCUCCUUCCACAACCUGGAACGGUCCAGGUCAGCCUUAUGCUGGCUGGGGCUCAUGGGAGUUGUAGUCCAAAACUUCUGGUCAAGGCAGUGCUGGGAUAUAUCAGUUGUGCAGUGGUGAGUAAUGACCCCCCCCCCAAAGGAAAGGGUGCAGCACUCAGAUCUCUCCAAAUAUCUCUGUAACACAGGAUUGGAUUUCAUAAAAUCAUAGCCUUGUAGAGUUGGAAGGGACCACGAGAGUUCAUCUCAUCCAACACCCCCCCUCCCUGCAAUCCAGGAAUCUUUUGCCAAACGUGGGGAUUGAACCCACGAGCCUGAGAUUAAGAGACUCAGGCUGUACAAACUGAGCCACUUCUGGAUAUAUAUAUAUAUUUUAAAAAACCCAAAUCAUUCGAGACUGCCGGACCAAACCAAAGGCCCAUCGAGCCAACCAUCUGAUUCUCACAAUAGUCAACCUCGUGCCACUCUUGACCCCGCCCCCCACAAGUAGGAGAUGAUUGCAGUAGCACGCUCCUGCUUGUGAUAAAUUCGGAGGCACGUUGUCUUCUGGCAGAGCAUUCUUCCUUCUGCAGAGGUCUCCUGCAUUCAAACUGCUCCCUCCAAAUGGAGCAUUUCCCCCCCCUCAGAAAAAGUGCUGUGGAUUCAGACAGUUCCCUCUGAAUGGACUUCAAAGGGGUUCCCGGCAACUACCAAUCAAAGUCCAGAGGAGGCUGGCAGUAGCCGCCACUCAGCUGAUCGGCAGUUACGGCAAAUCUGUUUGAAGGUGCCCUUCCAGUAGCGAUCAGCUGCAUGGUGCUGAAUGUGCCUCUUCAAAGGAGCUUUCCUUCCUUCACAUCUGUUUGGGGAAGUUUUAAAUGUUUGAUGUUUUGUAGCUUUAUUGUUAUUAUUAUUAAUAUUCUGCCAGAAACCGCCCAGAGUGGCGGGGAAACGCAGCCAGAUGGGUGGGGUAUAAAUGAUAAAUCAUCAUCAUCAUCAUCAUCAUCAUCAUCACACACCUCUUCCUCCUCUCCCACCAGGUAGAAUAAAGCUCUUCACCAAACACGGCUGUGGCAAGUACUCAGAGCUCUGCAACAAGACGGAGCAGAGGGACAAUGUCUUUGACAUGAACUAUAACCGCACGUGCUGCAACUACGACUUGUGCAAUGGAGCAGCCGCGACCAAUCCCAGUCUUCCGUUCUUCGCUGGCCUCAGCUUGGCCCUGGGGUGGUGGCUGGCCCACUAAGAUUGAGGAGUAGCAGUGAUGUUCUUCCCACUAACAGACCCUCUGCAUCACCUCGACCUCCUUCGAGCCUGCGGCGUGUGCCCAUGUGCCAAAAUUUCCCUCGCAUGUGCAGAUUUCAAAUCUUCCCACCUCGUUCACUGCCUCUCCUGUAGGCUUGGUUAACUUGUGGACCCUCCAAGCCCAAUGCAACCUGCCUGCCAUCAGCAAUGGUCCACCAGAGGACCACCAGCAAUGGUCCAACAAUCCACCAGUCUCCUCUUCCCUCUACUCUGCCUGGGGAGCUUUCACAAGCAUAGCUGGUGGGUUGUGUUUGGCUUGUUGGGUCACAGGAAUGUUAGGCCUUGCCUACUCUGUGUAUCAGGGUUGGGGAAACUUUUUUCCAGACUGGGCACCAUAUUCCCUUCUGGGGGCCACAUGGCAGUGGUGGGCGGGGCCAGAUGCAAAAGUGGGAGGAGCAACGGGUGCAAUUCCUCCCCUCCUUUGUACAGUAGGAUCGUUUAUGGACACACUCGCACACCCCUCCACACCCUCUGCUGACUGGAAUGUGCCUUCACACUCUUGCUUGCCCAAAGGGAAGAUAGUGUUAGUUUCUGUUUCUCACUGUGCAGCAGAGAGCAACUGAACAAAGGAACAAAGGAAACAGGAAACCAGUAACGUCACAUCCGUCUCUAGUCUCCUGUGAGACUGCCAAUAGCCUGGACUGUCUGCGGAAUGUAAACACAGUCCUGUGACUUGCAGCAGCUGCACAGUGAGAAACAGAAACUAACAUCAACCAUCCUCUGCUACCACUUGUUGGAAAAAUGCCCCUGGGAAGGAUGCCAACUUCCCAAGACCCGGGCUUCUCUCCGGUGGUCACUCUCUGGCUGGAAUCAUCCCUCAGUCCAGAGAGACUCCUCCGUCCUGAGAGGAGCACACUAAUCUUCUGGCAUCCCAUCACAGAAGAAAGAGACAGUCCGUAGUCUACUCACUACUUUAUUAAGACUGUACACGCAGCUCUUACAAGCAUGACUGCUCUCCUGAGCAGCAAACACAAGAGUCUCUGACUCGACUCACACUUCGGCUCAGAAGCGAAAGUAACUCUCCGGUUACAUGAGAACUGGCAGAGACUUCCUGUCUCACGCUCAGAGACAUCCCAUGAUGUCAACACUGUAGCUGCUCUUCGCAGCUGGUGAGAUAUGUAAUCCCAACAUAUAGAGAGAGGUGGUGGAGUGUGUGUGUCCUGGGGAGAGGGGGUGUGGCCUAGGGAGAUCUUGGAAAUUCCCCAUCCAUCACCCACCUACCAAGCAGCUUUUGAAAAUCCAAAACCAGGUGAUUUAGGCUGUACCUGUGAACUCUUCUCUGCUUUGUUCAAACUGAUGAUGAAAGUAAACCCAAGCAGAAAGGCCUGCAUGCCUUGCUCUGUGUGUUCAUUAAGCCUAAGUAGGUGCAACGCAGACCGCAGGAUGUGGCUUCCUUAUUCACCCCUGCCCCCCUCUCCUCCACACCCUGUUUUGUUUCCCCUUCAUCAAAUUUUUAAAAUUGUGAGCUCCUUAGGGGCAGAGUGGGUUUUGUGCUCUGGAAAGCACAUUGUGUGGCGCCAGGUAAAUAAAAAUAAAAUAAAAAUAAAAAUAAAA